AUUGGAUGGCAGACUGCGAAGGUCUCCUUCCAGCCCCGGUAGCCGAGGACGAAGCCAGGGCUGGAACACCCAGGGAUGACAUUCCUCGGGAUGUUCCUUCCGAAGCUGACACGUCCAACAUGGUCAGUGAUACUUAGGAGUUUGGGGGCCCGACGGAGAUCCUUUCCUGCAUUGACAUCCCCAUGACUGAUGGUGUCUCCUCAGUCCCGAUUUCCUACAUGCCUUUCCACCCCGAUCCUCACCGUCCCAACCCUGUUUUGGAGCAAAUCACCCAUAUUUUCACCGUCCACACAGGGCUACGAGACGAGGAUGAAGAUGAGCCGGUUGAAGGGGAAAUGGAGAUCCUCGAUGUGAAGCCGGUGUCUACUCUUCACCCGGGGGCUGCUAAGACUGAUCCGAAGAGGAAGAAUAGGGACCUCUCCAAAGAGAGAGUGAAUGCCCUUGCCCGUAAAAGAAAGGGCGAUUCGUCUGGGCAAGGCUGCUGCCCAAGAGCCAGAGCUGCCAGGAGGUGGUGCCGAGGACCGGACCACCCUACUGAUCAGUCCCAUCUCCACCAUGGAGGGGCGGUAAUACUACGAACAAAUGUUAACCCAGGUUCACCCGGAUGAUCAAGCCAUCGUUCGUAAGGCCUCGGGCAAGGUGCUAGCUGAAUCGCUGAGCCGCGCUUACAUGACGGAGGAGGCCCAGAAGGCAGAGGCUCUGCACCGGGUGGAACUUUUUGAUGAAGUAGAGGGAAAUUUGCAUGAGGCCAAGUCUGCCCUGGCCCUUAAGGAGAAAGAGGCCUCCCAAGCAGCUUCUCGCCUCAGUGAGGCAGAGGCAGAGUUGGCCCGUGCUCAGACCAGACUGGUAGAACUAGAGGUUGAGAACAACUCCUUGGAGUCUGCCCUUCAAGAGGCAAAGCGGGAGACUCAUGAGUUGGGCUAUAGAUUCAAAGAACGCUACUCCAAGGAGUACGACGAGUCUAAGAGACGGUGGAGGGAGGCCCACAUCAGAGCCCACCGAGAGGGAUAUAUCUUCGGGAUCUGUGACCAACAACUGGAGUUCUUCCUGUCGCCCCAGGGUCAUCAAUUUCUCAAGAUCCUCUUUGAGGGGACAGUGGAUGCCUUCUGCAAAACUCCCGACUUCCUACGGAGGUUUCUCCCUUCCAUGGCCUAUAUAAUAAUGGAAAUUGGUCGCAAAAGGGUGAAGAUGUCUAGAGCCACUACCGAACAAGUGGCAAAGCUGGAUCUGCGGGCCUUGAUGAGGUCUUUGGACAACAAAGCUCUGUGCGUGAAGCUGGGCAUAGACCCCAAGGCUCCCGCCAGCCCUGAAUGGUGGUAUCCAGCACGGGACUGUGCCUUUCAACAAUUUACUGUGGGACUCUGCUCUGAAGAUGUCCCCACGGAGCCUAUCUUCUCCAGCCCUUUUCUUGAGAUCCUUCAAGAAUUUUUGCAAGAUCUAUCGGGGGAUAGAGCUGCGCCCCGGUCCUUUGCUGAAUUUGGGCUUUACCCCCCCAAGCCUCUGUUAUCUGACCUGGCCAGCCUUCCCGCUUCCCGAAAAGAAGUCCCUCAAGAACUAGCCAAGUUAUACAAGGACGAGGCCAACUUUACACACUCUCUGGUCGGGGAUUUGUCCAAAGAUCCGAACCCUUUCCCCAAUGUUGACGCCUCCAGGUCCUCACCUAUUUUCAAUGAAGGUCCCUUCUCUGCCUCUUCCGGCCUUGGACCCUCCGGCUCUGCUCCUUCCAGCUCUGCUUCUCCCUCCGUUUCCUUUCCAAUCCGAGACUGCCCCUUCUCCUUAGAUAGGCUAGAAAGUAUAUGUAUUUUUAUUUCUAGAGAUCAUGUGUCUACAUAUCCCUUUUGAUUCUGUAUAUGUACAAACUUAAUAUUCAAUGUGAAUUUCUUAACCCUUUUGCUAUUCUUAGUUUAUUUGUUAUGAUAAACUUGUUGUUGGUGAU
This is a messenger RNA of Salvia miltiorrhiza (redroot sage), 1936 nucleotides long. RefSeq lists its product as uncharacterized. The record is from RefSeq and is a predicted model, not a curated record. NCBI's taxonomy places the organism in Eukaryota, Viridiplantae, Streptophyta, Magnoliopsida, Lamiales, Lamiaceae. Bases 583 to 1842 code for a protein of 419 amino acids. The transcript is spliced from 2 exons.